UCUUCGCCGGUGCACGGCCUUUAAUUGCCUGCCAUUUCCUCCUAGUCCGAUCAGCUCGAUCCAUCACUUGUGCUCUAGCUAGCUAUCUUACUGUGCGCUGUUCUUGCAAUAGCAUUAGCAGGGGAGUGCAACGAUGGAGGAGCUCCGCAAGUCUAUGCUUGUGGCUUUGAUCCUCGCGGUCACCUGCUCCGUUGCGGUUGCCUAUGAUCCCCUCGACCCGACAGGCAACAUUACAAUCAAGUGGGAUAUCCAGUCAUGGACACCUGACGGGUACGUCGCCAUGGUGGCGAUGAACAACUACCAGCAGUACCGCCAGAUCAUGGCGCCUGGGUGGACGCUGGGGUGGUCGUGGGCCAAGAAGGAGGUGAUCUGGUCCAUCGUGGGAGCGCAGGCGACCGAGCAGGGCGACUGCUCCAAGUUCAAGGGCGGCAUCCCGCACUGCUGCAAGCACACGCCCUCCGUCGUCGACCUCCUCCCCGGCGUCCCCUACAACCAGCAGAUCGCCAACUGCUGCCGUGGCGGCGUCAUCUCCGCCUACGGCCAGGACCCCGCCGGCUCGCUCUCGGCGUUCCAGGUCUCCGUGGGGCUCGCCGGGACCACCAACAAGACCGUGAAGCUGCCCAAGAACUUCACGCUCAUGGGCCCCGGGCUCGGCUACACCUGCGGCCCCGCCACCAUCGUCCCCUCCACCGUCUACUGGAGCGCCGACCACCGGCGCAAGACGCAGGCGCUGAUGACAUGGACGGUGACCUGCACCUACUCGCAGCAGCUGGCGUCGAGGUACCCGACCUGCUGCGUCUCCUUCUCCUCCUUCUACAACAGCACCAUCGUGCCGUGCGCCAAGUGCGCGUGCGGCUGCGGCGCCCACAAGAGCAUGGGCGGCCGCGGCGGCAAGAGCCACAGCGACGGGUGCAUCAUGGGCGACUCCAAGCGGGCGCUGACCCCCGGGGUGAACACGCCCAAGAAGGACGGGGCGCAGCUGCUGCAGUGCACCAACCACAUGUGCCCCAUCCGGGUGCACUGGCACGUCAAGCUCAACUACAAGGACUACUGGCGCGCCAAGAUCGCCGUCACCAACUUCAACUACCGCAUGAACUACACGCAGUGGACGCUCGUCGCCCAGCACCCCAACCUCAACAACGUCACAGAGGUCUUCAGCUUCCAGUACAAACCCCUCCUCCCCUACGGGAACAUCAACGACACCGGCAUGUUCUACGGCCUCAAGCUCUACAACGACCUGCUCAUGGAGGCCGGCCCCUUCGGCAACGUGCAGUCGGAGGUGCUCAUGCGCAAGGACGAUAGGACCUUCACCUUCAGCCAGGGAUGGGCCUUCCCACGCAAGAUCUACUUCAACGGCGACGAGUGCAAGAUGCCGCCGCCCGACUCCUACCCCUACCUGCCCAACUCCGCGCCGCUUGUUACGCCGCGUUCCGUCAUCACCGCUGCCUCGGCGUGCUUGCUCGUGCUGCUCCUGCAGGUGGCAUGAUCCAUCUAUCCAGGGUCUUUUACUCACAUGCAUCUUGGUAAAUUUUCCCCAUUUUUUUGGAAAAAAAAACAGGUUAGAGUAUUAGGCAGGGGCAUUUUGGUUGUCGAUGUUUAUUAAAACUAGCUGAGUGGUCCGUGCAGGUGCGCUCCCGCAACAUAUUUUGUUUAGGAGUGUGUGUGGUUGUCAAGUUAAGAUUAAAUAAUCUCAUACUAAAACUGUAAUCCUUUUUUUGUAUUUUAUGGAAUGAGUCAAACGCAUGGCAUUGUUACUUAGAUCUUCAUCUCUUUUAAA
Triticum dicoccoides is the source of this 1777-nucleotide messenger RNA. RefSeq names its product COBRA-like protein 5. The coding region runs from base 134 to 1486 and encodes 450 amino acids. Gene Ontology annotation, cellular component: plasma membrane. The transcript has a single exon. NCBI's taxonomy places the organism in Eukaryota, Viridiplantae, Streptophyta, Magnoliopsida, Poales, Poaceae. Gene Ontology annotation, biological process: cellulose microfibril organization; plant-type cell wall cellulose biosynthetic process. The record is from RefSeq and is a predicted model, not a curated record.